UCGUAUCCUCCAGGACUCCAGUCCACAGAACCUCGUCUUCUCCAGGGCUCCAGUCCACAGUACCUCGUCUCGUCCAGGGCUCCAGUCCACAGUACCUCGUCUCCUCCAGGACUCCAGUCCACAGUACCUCGUCUCGUCCAGGACUCCAGUCCACAGUACCUCGUCUUCUCCAGGGCUCCAGUCCACAGUACCUCAUCUCCUCCAGGACUCCAGUCCACAGUACCUCGUGUCCUCCAGGACUCCAGUCCACAGUACCUCGUCUCCUCCAGGACUCCAGUCCACAGUACCUCGUCUCCUCCAGGACUCCAGUCCACAGUACCUCGUCUCCUCCAGGACUCCAGUCCACAGUACCUCGUCUCGUCCAGGACUCCAGUCCACAGUACCUCGUCUUCUCCAGGGCUCCAGUCCACAGUACCUCGUCUCCUCCAGGACUCCAGUCCACAGUACCUCGUCUCGUCCAGGGCUCCAGUCCACAGUACCUCGUCUCCUCCAGGACUCCAGUCCACAGUACCUCGUCUCCUCCAGGACUCCAGUCCACAGUACUUCGUCUCCUCCAGGACUCCAGUCCACAGUACCUCGUCUCCUCCAGGACUCCAGUCCACAGUACCUCGUCUCCUCAAGGACUCCAGUCCACAGUACCUUGUCUCCUCAAGGACUCCAAAAAGACAGUAUGGAGAAGAGCCAGUAUGGACCCCCGCAGGACGUGUCGGCUCCCCCCUACCCCGGCUUCCCAGCGGGCUACCAUGGAAGUGGGGGGGGAACAGCCUACCCCCCCCAGCCUGGCUUCCAGGGAGUAACCCAGGUGGUGAUACAGCAGCCGUUGCUAAGAGACGUACCCGGCCAGAUAACGUGUCCCCACUGUCAGGUCCCGGUUCUGACAGAGACCACACACACCCCUGGACUGCUCACCUGGCUCAUCUGUGGAUCACUCGGCUUCCUCCUGUGCUGGCCAUGCUGUUUGGUUCCGCUCUGUGUUGACUCCUGUAAGGACGUAGAACACCGCUGCCCCAACUGCAAGAGAGUGAUCCACAUCCACAAACGCAUGUGAACAGACCAAGAUGAGAC
Messenger RNA from Oncorhynchus gorbuscha (pink salmon), 1065 nucleotides. RefSeq names its product LITAF domain-containing protein-like. The transcript is spliced from 4 exons. Bases 671 to 1048 code for a protein of 125 amino acids. The record is from RefSeq and is a predicted model, not a curated record. Gene Ontology annotation, molecular function: zinc ion binding. Lineage: Eukaryota; Metazoa; Chordata; Actinopteri; Salmoniformes; Salmonidae.